AUGAAAACGCACCCCAGACGCGGUUUCUGGCUAAGUUCCAAAAACGAUGUCCAGUCUAAUAGCAGCGUCCAUUCCACUGUAGCCACGGAGAGGUCCUUCACGUCAUGUUCAUGUACCAGUGUCCAGUCCCGUUUUGCUUUUGAGCACAAGUACUUUUUAAACCCUACGCAGCUAUCUGUUAGUGUCCCUUCCCGUCUUGCUUUUGAGCACAAGUACUUUUUAAGCCUUCCGUAG
Molecule: messenger RNA, 234 nt
Organism: Phycomyces blakesleeanus NRRL 1555(-)
Lineage: Eukaryota; Fungi; Mucoromycota; Mucoromycetes; Mucorales; Phycomycetaceae
Exons: 4
Coding region: 1-234 (77 amino acids)
Source: RefSeq, a predicted model, not a curated record